Messenger RNA from Kalmanozyma brasiliensis GHG001, 573 nucleotides. RefSeq lists its product as uncharacterized. The record is from RefSeq and is a predicted model, not a curated record. NCBI's taxonomy places the organism in Eukaryota, Fungi, Basidiomycota, Ustilaginomycetes, Ustilaginales. Bases 1 to 573 code for a protein of 190 amino acids. The transcript has a single exon.
AUGUGGUGCGACAACUGUCUCCUUGUCUUCCCGUUGCGCCAUGGCGCCAUGGUGUGGAACGUUUUUAUCGCUGCCUACAACUUGGCAGGCUCGAUCCUCCUCUUCCAGAAAGGACAGUUCCUUUUCUUCAACUACCCUGAAUACCAGAUCUACGGCGGUAUCGGCAUGGGUGUCAUGGCCAUCUGCAUUCUGACGACCAUCGGUAUGGCCAACAACUCGUACAUGUUCAUGCGUCUCUGCUUCUUCCUUUGGCCCGCACUUCUCCUCGUUGUCGCCGUCCGAGCCGGCUUCAUGAUCUUCCAGCUCAACAGACAGCAGACCAAGAUCGUCUGGGAAUGCAACAAUGGCGGUCAACUAUGGGGAACAGCAGGAGAAGCAGGGACCGACAGUGGCACCAUGCCAUCUGGGCUCUGUUCGGCCGGCUUUCACAGCCUCUACAUCGCCUUUGUCUUUUCGCUCGCCAUCGAUUGGGCAUUGCAAGUCUAUGCCUACUUCAUGUGCUGGCGCUUCAAGAAAAGGAUCGAGCACUACUACGCCGCCGCCACCAAGGAGAACAACAUUUACAGCUUCUAA